Falco peregrinus (peregrine falcon) is the source of this 640-nucleotide messenger RNA. It is a transcript of the gene SRGN, whose product is annotated as serglycin. The transcript is spliced from 3 exons. The record is from RefSeq and is a predicted model, not a curated record. Lineage: Eukaryota; Metazoa; Chordata; Aves; Falconiformes; Falconidae. The coding region runs from base 68 to 520 and encodes 150 amino acids.
UGAUCCCCUUGCCCCGUCGUAUUUCUGAAGCGCGAAGCUGUGGUGAAGGCUGGUGGCGAGCGGGGGGAUGCCGGCCAAAAUGCAGCUGCUUAUCAGAUGUAACGGGAGGAUUUUCCUGGCUAUUUGUUUAAUCCUCUUUGUGGGAUACACAGCACAAGGUGCUCCGCUGCAGAAGGCACGGUACAAGAGGGUGAGAUGCCGCCCCGACGCCUGGUCUGCUAACUGCAUCGAGGAGGAGGGCCCCUGGUUCUACGUGCCCACCGGUGGAGCCAACAGGAUCCUUCCUCCCAUGGCAGACAUGUCCCUGAUGGCGCGAUACCAGGACCUGCAGGACACGUUCCCUUUGUCGGGGCCGGAGUCCGGCUCUGGGUCCGAUGACAUGAGGGAACGGGAGCCAGCCUCUGGGUCGGGGCUCGGGGACGGUGACAGUGUCUCCACGAGGAAGCUGCCGGUGUUCCCAGCGGGCCCGCGAGGCAGCGAGCUGCAGCAGAAGCUGACGGAGGAGGAUUUGCUGCUGUAGGGUUGGAGGCAUCGGCCCCCCGUGCCGCCCCCCCGCGCCCCUGCCCCGCUGCCUCACCCGGCGCAACGGCCACGGAGCGGUUUUACAGCAGCUCCAAAUCAAUAAAAAACUUUGCCUUGA